Vicugna pacos (alpaca) is the source of this 3367-nucleotide messenger RNA. The record is from RefSeq and is a predicted model, not a curated record. Lineage: Eukaryota; Metazoa; Chordata; Mammalia; Artiodactyla; Camelidae.
AUAAAAACAUAAAUUUAAAAUCCAAAUUGUAAACAGUAAGGAACAACCAAUAUUACAGAAAAUCAAAUCAGUAAUGGAAGGGCCUAACUUAAGCAGCUCUGCAAAAGAAAACAGUUAAAAAGGAUGUGUGAAAUGAUUAGGACAACUAGAGAGCGGAGCCAACCCCUAAAAAUUCCCAGAGGAAAAAAAAAGAACAAAACAAAAGAUACAAACUUGAAGACUUAAACACUUUUCUCGACAGAAAAAAAGAUAAUUUUUUUUUAAUCACUGUAAAUACAAAUAUUUGAACAUGAAGAAUGACCUCAAGGCCUUUGGUCUGAGCUAUUGGAAGGGUGGAGUUGCCCUUUACUGAUAUGGGGGAGACUUGAGGGUGGAGAGAGAUGGGAAGGAGGGUGGAGCGGGAAUCAAGAGUUGAGUUGUAGACACAUCAGGUUUGAGAUGCCUGUUGAGGUGGGAUUAUUUGAGACUGGAGUUCAAUGAACCAGUUCCAGCUCAAAGUAGAAAUUUGAGAGUUGCUAGCAUAUAGAUUGUACUUAAAGCCAUGAGAUUGAAUGCGCUAGCACUUUCCAUGUUGAGAGGCUGGAGAAAUGAAGAAGGACAAAAGGACUGAGAGGAGAAACCUUUGCAGGCAGGAGGGUGAAGUGCUGGAAGUCAAGUGCAGAGAGUGUUUCAAGAAGGAGAAAGUGACCAGCUUCUCCUGCUGAUCUGAUAAGUCAGAUCCUUGCCAGCACACUUCUGGAUAUUCUGUUAAACCUUCUUAAGAAUUCAGAGCAACUGCCGUGUGACCACUGAAAGAAAGAUCCAGUCCUAAGGCCUAGGCAUAUUCCCCCCACCACAUUCCAGCAAUGUCCUACGUUUUUGUAAAUGAUUCCUCUCAGACUAACGUGCCCCUGCUACAAGCCUGCAUUGAUGGAGACUUUAACUACUCCAAGCGGCUUCUGGAAAGUGGCUUUGACCCAAAUAUUCGUGACGGCAGGGGCAGAACAGGCCUUCACCUCGCAGCAGCCCGAGGCAACGUGGACAUCUGCCAGCUGUUACAUAAAUUCGGUGCUGACCUCCUGGCCACAGACUACCAGGGAAACACAGCACUUCACCUCUGUGGCCACGUGGAUACUAUUCAAUUCUUAGUUUCUAAUGGACUCAAAAUUGAUAUCUGCAAUCAUCAAGGUGCUACACCCUUAGUGCUGGCAAAGCGCAGGGGAGUGAAUAAAGAUGUCAUCCGAUUGCUGGAAUCUUUGGAAGAACAGGAGGUAAAAGGAUUUAACAGAGGAACUCACUCAAAACUGGAGACCAUGCAGACAGCUGAAAGUGAAAGUGCCAUGGAAAGCCAUUCCCUGCUCAAUCCCAACCUGCAGCAAGGAGAAGGAGUCCUGUCCAGCUUCCGAACCACGUGGCAGGAGUUUGUAGAGGAUCUGGGCUUCUGGAGGGUGUUGCUCCUGAUCUUUGUCAUUGCUCUGCUGUCCCUUGGUAUUGCCUACUAUGUGAGUGGGGUGCUGCCCUUCGUGGAAAACCAGCCUGAACUGGUGCAUUGAAGGAGCUUGUGGGAGAUGAAACCAGUGCCAGUGUCCUGGCUUCCAGUGUUUGUUCUCAGUUUAUCAGAAUCUUCUCUUAGUGCAAGGCAGUGAGGGCUGUCCAUUUUUCCUUUUGGCAUUUUUACACAUUGUUACCCUUUUAGAAGAACGACAUGUCUAUUUGAAUUAACUACAUACUGUAGUCAAGCAUACUGUGUCCUAAGCUACCUCCAACUCAGCCUGACUUCUUAGGAAAGCCUCUGCGCAGCCUUCUCUGAUAAAACGUGGACUGCGGAACAAAAGAUGGAGGCCGGGACUAGGAACCCUUGCUGUACAAACCUUACCCUAAUGUAGGCUCAACGAUAGUGAAACGUUCAGAAGGGAGAAGGUUAUCCUACGUGGUUAGUUUUGGUUAGUUUUGUUUUGCUUUUGUUUGUCUAUUUUUUCAAAAGCCACUUUUCUCUUUUAUUUACUUUCUCUGGGGAAUACCGGGGAAUAUGAAACAUUCAGCUUAAAAUUUGAAGUGCUUUUUUCAAAGCCUGAAUAGCAAAUCAGUGUUAUUGGAAUCUGUUUGGUAUGUUUUAAUAUUUUUAAGUCUAGUCUCAAACCGAACAGAACUUUUGAAAAUAUGCUAUAUUUUCUUCACGAAUGAUUGAUUUGAUCUCAUAUUUAUUUGCUUUUAGGAUAAUUUUGAUUUUUUGGUAAACUGCUUUGCUUGUUUAUAAUAUUCGUGAAAACAGAACUUGAGAAGUUCGUUUUGUUCACUCUUCACUUUCUCCUGGUGUUUAUUUGCAAGAUAUCCUAGUCAUCAAAAAUACAGUCAGAAAACCUCUUCUACUCAGUAGUUAGCAGGGGGAGAUGUUUCUCCCCUGCUACCUGUCACUGUUACCUGUCACUGUAAUUCUGUAGCGCUGUUAUGUGAAAAAUUCAGUUCUAUAAGCUAGCUGUGUUGUCGCAAUUGUAUCAUAGUUUAUAAUUUUUUCAUUUUAAGUUCAACCUUGUUUAGAGGCCCUGUUAGAAUUGUCAUAACAAUCACAUCCAUGUCAGUAAUUCUCCGAUGGCAAGAGUGGAUGGAGUAUUUCUGAAUUAACAGCGCUGAACGCUAUUCUAGGUGUCGUAAACUCUUCCUGCAUUGUAGUAUUAUGUGAAUUGAAAUCUGGCCCCCAAACUAUACUGCAUUUUUCAGCAGUACAUUUGAAGGCCUCUUUUGUUAAUGGUUAUGUUGUAUAUAAAUCAUAUUCUUGGAUUAUUAAAAUAGGAUGUGAAGACUUGAUAAUUAAGUCAAAAAAUUGUAGUGAAAGAACUAAUGGUUUCAUUUUUCACACACAGUCAUCUAAGCUACUGCUAAUUGAACUGCUGCUAGAAUUAGAAAUUAUAGUUUAGAAUAGAAUUGAUAUUUCUGUGAUUCUCUUUGCUGCUUAAUAUUUUCUCUUUUGCAUUUGUAUAUCUAGGAUUGAGGUGUUUUCUUUCAUGUGGCUUUAUCCUGUCUCAAAGAGGUGUUCUGAAAUUCCUGAUUUACCUGGCUGCCUCAGGAUCAGCACACAGACUCUUGCUUUUAGGUUAGAUACAAACAAAAUUAAUCAUACUUGGUGUAAAUACAGCAAAAAACAGUGGACAUUAGACUGGAGAACACUAGAAUUCAUCAAAGUACAUUCAGAUUGAAAGCUUUGAAAUUAGCUUUGUCUAUGUUUAUAACUCUUAACAGAUGUGUGAAAUUGGUUAACAUCUAUGUAAAUAUAUUGCAUUUUUUAAAGAUUAAUGUUUCCUUCUAAGUGCUGAUUUCUUUGUAUUCUAUUCUCUACAUUCAGUAUUCAGUAAUACUAUCAAUAAAUGUAUUUAUAAUCUCUUAAUCACAA